AUGAAGAUGAUGCACAUGGCCCGCUGUGUGACCUUGGUUCAGCUGUCCAUUUCCUGUGACCACCUCAUCGACAAGGACAUUGGCUCCAAGUCUGACCCGCUCUGCGUCCUUUUACAGGAUGUGGGAGGGGGCAGCUGGGCUGAGCUUGGCCGGACUGAGCGAGUACGGAACUGCUCGAGCCCUGAGUUCUCCAAAACUCUGCAGCUUGAGUACCACUUUGAAACAGUCCAGAAGCUCCGGUUUGGCAUCUAUGACAUAGACAACAAGACACCUGAGCUGGGGGAUGAUGACUUCCUCGGAGGGGCUGAGUGUUCCCUGGGACAGAUUGUGUCCAGCCAGAUACUAACUCUACCCUUGAUGCUGAAGCCUGGAAAGCCUGCUGGGCAGGGGACCAUCACUGUCUCAGCUCAGGAGUUGAAGGAUAGUCGUGUAGUAACCAUGGAGGUGGAGGCCAGAAACCUGGAUAAGAAGGACUUCCUGGGGAAAUCGGAUCCAUUCUUGGAGUUCUUCCGCCAGGGUGACGGGAGAUGGCACCUGACAUACAGAUCUGAGGUAAUCAAGAACAACCUGAACCCCACGUGGAAGCGCUUCUCUGUCCCCCUUCAGCACUUCUGUGGGGGGGACCCCAGCACCCAAAUUCAGGUGCGAUGCUCAGACUAUGACAGUGAUGGUUCGCAUGACCUCAUUGGCACCUGCCACACCAGCUUGGCCCAGAUGCAAGCAGCCCCGAUGGAACUUGAAUGCAUCCACCCUGAGAAGCAGCAGAAAAAGAAAAGCUACAAGAACUCUGGGAUUAUCCGUGUCAAGAUUUGCCAGGUGGAAACAGAGUAUUCAUUCCUGGACUAUGUGAUGGGAGGCUGUCAAAUCAACUUCACUGUGGGCGUGGACUUCACCGGCUCCAACGGGGACCCCUCUUCACCUGACUCCCUGCACUACCUGAGCCCAACAGGGGUCAACGAGUAUUUGACAGCACUGUGGAGUGUGGGCUGCGUGGUGCAGGACUAUGACUCGGACAAGAUGUUCCCCGCGUUUGGAUUUGGGGCCCAGGUGCCUCCUGACUGGCAGGUCUCCCAUGAAUUUGCCUUGAACUUCAACCCCAGUAACCCCUACUGUUCAGGUAUCCAGGGUAUUGUGGAAGCCUACCGUCUAGCCCUGCCCCAAGUUCGCCUCUACGGCCCCACCAAUUUUGCACCCAUCAUCAACCAUGUAGCCAGGUUCGCAGCGCAGGCUGCACAGCAGAGGACUGCCUCGCAAUACUUCGUGCUGUUGCUGCUGACGGACGGUGCCGUGACUGAUGUGGAGGCCACACGCGAGGCUGUCGUCCGCGCCUCUCACCUGCCCAUGUCGGUGAUCAUUGUGGGCGUGGGGGGUGCUGACUUCGCGGCCAUGGAGCAGCUGGAUGCUGAUGGUGGGCCCCUGCGGACACGUUCCGGGGAGGGAGCUGCCCGGGACAUAGUGCAGUUUGUGCCCUACCGCCGCUUUCAGAACGCUCCUCGGGAGGCAUUGGCACAGACCGUGCUUGCAGAAGUACCUGGACAACUGGUCUCCUACUUCAAGGCCCAAGGUUGGGCCCCAUGCAAGCCGCUUCCACUCCCAGCCAAGAGCCCCGCACAGGCUCCUCAGCCCUAG
Messenger RNA from Pipistrellus nathusii (Nathusius's pipistrelle), 1629 nucleotides. The record is from the annotation of a GenBank genome assembly. NCBI's taxonomy places the organism in Eukaryota, Metazoa, Chordata, Mammalia, Chiroptera, Vespertilionidae.